Molecule: messenger RNA, 1478 nt
Organism: Ahaetulla prasina
Lineage: Eukaryota; Metazoa; Chordata; Lepidosauria; Squamata; Colubridae
Gene: SPO11
Product: SPO11 initiator of meiotic double strand breaks
Exons: 12
Coding region: 109-1194 (361 amino acids)
Biological process (GO): meiotic DNA double-strand break formation; meiotic DNA double-strand break processing; reciprocal meiotic recombination
Cellular component (GO): nuclear chromosome
Molecular function (GO): ATP binding; DNA topoisomerase type II (double strand cut, ATP-hydrolyzing) activity; DNA binding
Source: RefSeq, a predicted model, not a curated record
CAAAGCACUAUGAAAUGUUUCUAGAAUCUUCAGAAAUCUAAAAAAAAAUAGUUAGAAGGCAAUAAUGAAAAAUAUUUUGGGAAACUUGGGAAGUGAUAUACAAUCUGUAUGGAAUUAUAUCUUGUAACAUCUUUCAGCUCCGAGGUACUGCGAGCAAUAGAAAACGUUAUUGAAGAGGUUAUCAUGAGUUUGUCCAAAAAUAAAGCACCUAUUCUUAUCUUAAAAAACAGAUCUGACUGGGGAAAUAUACAUUUUACAGAAGCUGUAGGUUUGCAGAUGAUAUCUAAUUGUACCACACAGCAAAUAAGAAGUGACAAUCCUAAAUCAGCACCAAAGUUUGCUUUGUGUCUUAAAAUAUUAUCUAUAAUCUACAAGAUGGUUCAGACAAACACUUAUGCAACAAAAAGAGAUAUCUUUUACACCGAUACAGUUCUUUUUGGUAACCAGAGGGUUGUGGACAAUAUUAUAAAUGACAUUUCCUGUAUGCUUAAGAUACCCAGAAGGACUCUACAUAUUCUGUCCACUAGCAAAGGAUGCAUUGCUGGUAAUCUUAGUUUUAUUGAGGAAGAUGGUACAAAAGUAAAUUGUACUUGCAGUACCACAACACCUGUACCAUCUAAUGUAGAAGGAAUAAGAAAUCUGAUUACAACUGCAAAAUUUAUUCUAAUUAUAGAAAAAGAUGCAACUUUUCAGAGACUGCUAGAUGACAACUUCUGCUGUAAAAUGUCCCCAAGUAUAAUAAUUACGGGAAAAGGUGUACCAGAUAUCAAUACAAGACUACUAGUCAGAAAAUUAUGGGAUACUUGUCAUGUACCAAUCUUUGCUCUCAUGGAUGCUGAUCCACAUGGUAUUGAAAUAAUGAGUAUCUACAAAUAUGGAUCUGUGUCAAUGUCGUUUGAAGCCCAUCGCCUCACAGUUCCAGCUGUAAGAUGGCUUGGUCUCCUUCCAUCUGACAUUUAUCGAUUGAAUGUUCCUAAGAGUGCACUAAUUCCACUGACUAAAGAAGAUCAGAGUAAACUAACUGCUUUACAGGCAAGACCAUAUAUUGCUCAUGAGUCAGCCUGGAAAAAAGAAUUAGAUAUUAUGGAAACAUUUAAAAUGAAAGCUGAAAUUCAGGCUCUGACCUCAUUUUCAACAGAUUAUCUUUCAAGGAUAUAUUUGCCAAACAAGCUGCAAUUCGGCGGAUGGAUAUGAAUAUCAGGACACCUUUUAAAGAUUUUUAAUGAGUAUUUUGACAGAAUAUAAAUAUUAAAAAAAGUAAACAGAUGUAGAACAUAUAAGAAAACAAAAGAGAAGGUAUGGAUAGUUAUUCCUAAUGGAAUAAUGGAAUUCCUAAUUUAUUUCAGAAGUGUUAAGGCAGGUCAUACAAAAUUUUCAGUUAUGUAAAAUACUUUCUAUGUGAAUUAGUAUUUCUCUUUAAUUUUCCUUUUUGAUAGGAAGAAUAAUUUCUGAUCUAAUAUUGGUUUCAUAUUUUAUAA